Lactuca saligna is the source of this 888-nucleotide messenger RNA. The record is from the annotation of a GenBank genome assembly. Lineage: Eukaryota; Viridiplantae; Streptophyta; Magnoliopsida; Asterales; Asteraceae.
AUGGGCGAUAUUUGUGAAAGGAUAGUCAAGAGAGGUAGGGACUCGUUUGAAAUAUUAGUAGACUACUACAAAAACAUAAUGGAUGUCAUACAAGAAAUACCUGACGACGUGAUCUUUGGUACUAUACAACUUCUGCUAUACUUAACGUUGAUGGGCCCGUUAGCCAUGCUUUCUUGGAUUUAUUUAAUGCUUCGCGUACUCAUGUUGAUGCUUUAUUUUCCGUUCUUUAUGUUUUAUUUGCUCUUCUGGAAGGUUGCAACAAGAGUAGCAUAUCGAGAAGAAAAUGAAGGAAAGGAAAAAAGCAAAAGAAGUUCUGGCGUUGAUAUAUGCGAUGAAAUAGACAAGUUGGGGCACCCAGAUGCAUGUCGUCGCUUGUACACCGGACCAAUUCACGAGGCUGCACGUCAAAAUCUUUAUGAGGUUGUUCAUGAGAUUUUAAGGAGAUCCCCCACAGCAAUGCAAUUUAAAGAUGAAAGUGGUUACGACAUUAUACAGUUAGCAGUUAUAUACCGAUCAGAACGAAUCUACAACUUUAUCUAUUCGAUAGGAGAGCGUGAGGGUAUUUAUAGAACUAUUGAAGAUUCUUUUAGGAACAAUAUGUUGCACUUGGUUGGAAAUUUACCUCCUUCACAGAAACUUAGACGUAGAUCAGGUCCAGCACUACAACUACAAAGAGAGCUUCAAUGGCGUCAGGAAGUGGAGAGGCUCGUUGCUCCAAUAUGCAUUACUCAAAAGAACGCUUUUAUGGAGACACCAGAUAUGGUAUUCAGAAGGGAGCACGAUAAUUUGUUGAAGGAAGGAGAAAAGUGGAUGAAAGCCGUAGCAGAAUCGUGCAGCAUCACUGCAGCACUAAUUACCACAAUUGUAUUCUUCAAAUGCCCCUCAUAA